Drosophila elegans is the source of this 1550-nucleotide messenger RNA. RefSeq names its product protein YIF1B-A (gene Yif1). The transcript is spliced from 4 exons. NCBI's taxonomy places the organism in Eukaryota, Metazoa, Arthropoda, Insecta, Diptera, Drosophilidae. Gene Ontology annotation, biological process: endoplasmic reticulum to Golgi vesicle-mediated transport. Bases 93 to 1310 code for a protein of 405 amino acids. The record is from RefSeq and is a predicted model, not a curated record. Gene Ontology annotation, cellular component: endoplasmic reticulum-Golgi intermediate compartment; COPII-coated ER to Golgi transport vesicle; Golgi membrane.
UUCUCCCCAAAAAGAGAAACGGGCACACUGCGCGAAUCGUAUGGUGAUGUGUUAAAACCAAAAUUUUGAAUACAAUUCACGGAGCCAGGAAGAUGAACUACAAUCCGAACGCGGGUAUGCGGAACCGUAAGUGGGAGAACUCCCCAGCUGCCGGUCGCCCAAGGCCGUCGAAACGUGUCAGCGAUGUGAACGCCAUGGGCCCCACGGCCCCGAUGAUGGGCGGUGGCGCCACCUUCAUGGCCCCGCCAGCCGGCCCUGGAAUGCUGGACCCCAACAUGUACGGAGCACCGGCUCCGGCGCCGAUCAACAGCUACGGCUUUGACCAGCCAUCGCAGCACAUGCAGCAGCCGCAGCAUCCGCCACAACAGCAAACAGGUUAUGGCUACGGAGCACCACCCCAGCCCCAGCAAGCGGCCGCUCCGCCCGCCUUCGGAAUGGGCGCUCCACAGCCGGGUGGCCAGGCACCCAUGCCUACUGGACAGUACCCACAGUUCGCCAUGUUCCAGCAGCCCAUCGUCCAGGACAUGGCCAUGCAGUACGGCCAGCGGCUGGCAGAUCAGGGCAAGCAGCUGGUGGAGAACCAGUUCGAGAAGUGGGUGCCCGUGGCCAAGCUCAAGUACUACUUUGCCGUGGACAACGCCUACGUGGGCAGGAAGCUGCGCCUGCUCUUCUUCCCCUACAUCCACAAGGACUGGUCCCUGCGGUACGACCAAGAGCACCCAGUGCAGCCGCGCUACGAUGUCAAUGCCCCGGAUCUCUAUCUGCCCACCAUGGGCUACAUCACGUACGUGAUCGUGGCGGGUCUGCUGCUGGGCAUGCAGAAGCGCUUCUCGCCGGAGCAGCUCGGCAUCCAGGCGUCCAGCGCCAUGGCCUACAGCAUUUUCGAACUGGUCAUCUACUCCAUAGCCCUGUACGUGAUGAAUGUGAAGACGAGCUUGAAGACCCUGGAUCUGCUGGCCUUCACGGGCUAUAAGUACGUGAAUAUAGUCGUCUGCCUAAUGGCCAGCACGCUGUUCUUCAAGUCCGGCUACUUUAUAGCGCUGGCCUACACCAGUUUCUCCUUCGGCUUUUUCCUACUGCGCACCCUGCGGACGAAGCUGCUGCAGGACAAUUCACCAGCUGCCCCCAGCGGAGCCAUUAACUACGAUCCUUACGGGAAUCCGCAGCAGUUCGACUACAGCGGCGGGAAAAAGCGGAAGCUCUACUUCCUGUUCAUGGUCGUCGUGGGCCAAGCCCUGUUCGCCUUUCUCCUCUCCAAGCACUUGUAUCUGCCCGAGGCGGAGAUGCUGGCGAUGCCCAAGACCUUCUAACCACCAGGCUUGAUAGAUUAAUUUGCCGACUUCUCCUUGGGUUAACCGGGAUCGGGAAGCCAACGUGCAUGUUGAGCGGUUCGUUCCGGAGGCCAAGGCCAAGUCAUUUCCAGCAUGUCAAAUCCCCUCAGUUGUAGUUGUAGUGUGGUAGAAGCGAUCAACUGAGAUUCGCGCGAGAUAAGCAUAUUUUUGUUAGUAACGAAACACAUUUUAUAAAUAAAUACCAGCUACAAAAUCGAA